GGGACGAUGCCCAACUCCGGCUCAUCCUGGUCGGGAAAUCCGGAAGCGGGAAGAGUGCGUCGGGCAACACCAUCCUCGGCCGACCGGUGUUCGAGUCCCUGUUGGCGGCCAAGACCACCACCGUCGAGUGUCAAAGGGCGCAGGGAACCUGGAAGGGGAGGACGAUUUCCGUCUUCGACACGCCCGCUCUGUUUGAUGCUGAAACGAUGGAGACCUCCCUGGAACAGCAGCGCAAAAGCUGCCAUCAGAUGUGCCGCACCGGUCUCCACGCCUUCAUUUUGGUCACCCAGGUGGGGCGCUUCACCGCCGAAGAUGCGGCCGCCGCCAAGCAGGUCUGGAAACUAUUCGGGGACAAGUCCACCUCCCGGACCAUCAUCCUGUUCACCUGCAAGGAGGACCUGGGAGGGGACGACCUGGAGACAUACGUCGGUGAGGCCACGAACGAACAUCUGUGUAAGCUGAUGGAGAAGUGCAACCGUCGCUUGUGCGGAUUCAACAACAAGGCCAAGGGAGCCGAGCGGGAGGAGCAGGUCAACAAGCUGAUGAAGAUGGUGGAGGAGAUCACCAAGGAGAAUCAAGGGGAGCUGUAUGUCAUCCCGGAAGAUCCCGAAAAGCCGUCUCUCUGCCUUUUCAAACUCCCAGGGGACGAUGCCGAACUCUGGCUCAUCCUGGUCGGAAAGUCUGGUGGCGGGAAGAGUGCGACGGGCAACACCAUCCUCGGCCGACCAGCGUUCAAGUCCCUCUUGGAGGCUAAGACCACCACCGUUGAGUGUCAAAGGGCGCAGGGAACUUGGAAGAGGAAGUCAAUUUCCGUCCUUGACACGCCCGCUCUGUUCAACGCCGAAACGAUGGAGACCUCCCUGGAAAAGCAGCUCGAAAGCUGCCGUCAGAUGUGCUGCACCGGUAUCCAUGCCUUCAUUUUGGUCACCCAGGUGGGGCGCUUCACUGCCAAAGAUGCGGCCGCCGCCAAGCAGGUCUGGAAACUCUUCGGGGACAAGUCCGCCUCCCGGACUAUCAUCCUGUUCACCUGCAAGGAGGACCUGGGAGGGGACGACCUGGAGACGUACGUCGGCGAGGCCAAGAACAAAGAUCUGUGUAAGUUGAUGAAGAAGUGCAACCAUCGCUUGUGCGGGUUCAACAACAAGGCUGAGGGAGGCGAGCGGGAGGAGCAGGUCAACAAGCUGAUGAAUAUGGUGGAGGAGAUCACCACGGAGAAUCAAGGGGAGCCGUAUGUCAUCCCGGAAGAUCCCAAUAAAUCAAACCUGUUGUCCAAACAAUUGAAGUGGAUCAAAGAAUUCAAGAAUAAAUUUUGAGAGAAUGUCCAGGGUUCCGACGGACGCCCGAAUGAAUUCAUGAGCCUCCAGCCAAGUAUCGAAAGAAAUCCAAUGAUUUAUUAGGAGCACUUUCCCCAAGGGCGGUCGGCUCGGCCCUCUGUAAUUUCCUGCCAGCCU
Pseudonaja textilis is the source of this 1451-nucleotide messenger RNA. NCBI's taxonomy places the organism in Eukaryota, Metazoa, Chordata, Lepidosauria, Squamata, Elapidae. The record is from RefSeq and is a predicted model, not a curated record.